Dendrobium catenatum is the source of this 1388-nucleotide messenger RNA. RefSeq names its product probable E3 ubiquitin-protein ligase RHB1A. Lineage: Eukaryota; Viridiplantae; Streptophyta; Magnoliopsida; Asparagales; Orchidaceae. The transcript is spliced from 5 exons. Bases 339 to 974 code for a protein of 211 amino acids. The record is from RefSeq and is a predicted model, not a curated record. Gene Ontology annotation, molecular function: ubiquitin-protein transferase activity.
ACGGAAUAUUUUCUUCUUCUUUUUUUCCUCUGUUAUUUUUUCGGUUUAUUUUUGUCGCUCGGUGUUUGAUUUAUCUUCUUUUUCGUUGCUAUAUAUAAAUAUAAAGCGUGUUCGUCUACGCAAGUCUGUUUGUUUCUUCUCAACUUUGAUUUCUCCUACCUCGGUGCUGAUGAGGAGGUGAGAAGACGAAGCCCCGUUGCUUUUACCGGGGCUACUGAGGAGAGAGAAGAGGUCGGCGAUCAUUCGCGGCAGAACCGGUUGUUUUUUGCAUAGUUUUGCGAUUGGUGUUCGGAAUUAAGUUUUGAAGGGGACCAGCAUACGGCAUCUUAAAACAAGAAAUGGGUGGGUGUUGCUGCCAUUCAGCCAGAAGAACUGAAUCACAUGGACCACCUGUCUACUACUAUUGUCCAGAGGAUUUUGAGGAGGAUGAACCUUUGUCUUCCACUCAUGAUCCACCUUCUGCAGUUCCAGUACUACCUGUUGAUACAGUUCCUGCUACUUCAAUCGCUGAUUCUUGUCAAGAACCAAAUGCACUGCGCCUUCAUGAAGAUUUUUCUCACACACAAUCUAUUACUGGAAGAGUUGAUAACUUCGCCAAAAAUGAGUAUAGGCAGCCAACCGAUGGCGUACCAAUGGGGGAUAUCCUAAGGGACAGGUUUGAAGGUUCUGAUAACUGUGAUGGUUUGAAAGAAUCAGAACACAAGAGUGUUUCGGACUUUGUAAGCAAUUCUCCUAAGCUUAAAGAGAAGCUUUCAAAUUUAGAAAAUUCAAUAAUGCUUGCAACAGAUGAGGAGGAUGUUUGCCCCAUCUGUCUUGAAGAAUAUAAUGCUGAAAAUCCUCGGAUCAUUACAAAAUGUAAGCAUCAUUUUCACCUGUCAUGCAUUCUUGAAUGGUUUGAGAGGAGCAAUACCUGCGCCAUAUGUGAUAAGAUCAUGGAGGUUGAUAAUAUGGCUCUCUUUGACCAAACCCUGUAGAUAUCUCAUUGCGGAUUAGCCUUUUUCAUUCCUUGUUUGCAUAAGCUGUUGCGAUUGCGUUGUCAAUCUGCACUGCAUAUGUUUGAUCUCCUCCUGAUGCCAAUAAUUUAGUGGAAAGGUUUGAUAGAAAAGGAAAAAUUACGUUUUUUUUUUUACCCACCCGUGAAGUUUACAAUAUUUCUUUUUGGUUGAUCAGAAAAUGCCUUGGGUGAUAAGUUUCUAGUAAGUUCUUUAGCGUUUUCAUGUCUCAUGUACAGCUUUUUUAUUUUUUCUAUUGGGUGACAAUGAUGAUUCGUCUGCAGUAGAUCUCUUAAAUCUGUAUAAUUGUACAGUUUUUUUCGGUGCUUGUCCUGUUUGUUAUUUGUUUGAACUUCCUUGAGGAUGAAUAAUAGAUUGGAUCAUUUCUUUUAUUUA